CAUAAGUGCUCAAUACUAGUUGAGUUGACCAAGGUUUGUCGCCGCAAGUGUACCCAGAACUACAUCCCUUUCAAGGAAACAUUUUGUUCUUAUACAUUUUGGCAUGUUAGAAGACAACUGAAACGUCGGUACAUUCAUUAUUAGACUUGUAAUUCAGAGGGAUUAAAGGCUGACUAUCAAAAUGAAAGACUGACAAGGGCGAAUCAAAGGUGGUGAAGCUUACUAAAAGUGGUCGACUGAAAUACAGUGAGUUCUGCCAAGCCAUCGAAGCGAAAGAAUCUGCCUCCAGCUAAAAAUAAAAGCUAGCAAGUAUAAGAAGUGACCCACCUCGCUACUUACCAACCAAUGGAGGAUGAUAUAACACAGCAAGAUCCUUGUUUGAUGGUAAAUUAUACAGCGACUGUGAGAUGAUUGGACAAUCAAAUGAUCAAUUGGAAGGUGACUUGUUUUGCAGCCUCAUGAACGGAGCAGCCUUCCCCUCCCCCACUGCUGAACUGGCAGAAAUCAACCGUAUCCAGUAUGAGCUGGAGUACACGGAGGGCAUCAGCCAGAGGAUGCGCAUACCAGAGAUGCUCAAAGUGGGACCUCAAGCCCCUCAGGAUGGCAACCCACAGGAGCUCAUGAAUAGUGUCAUCAUGCAGGUUCCAGAGAGGAUUAUUGUUGCAGGAGAUGGCAGUGAGCCCCAGUUUGCCAGACCCCGAGAUCUUGACCUCAUUCAGUCAACACCCCUAGAGACCUUGUCCCUGAAGACUCCGCCAAGAGUCCUCACCCUUAGUGACCGACCACUUGACUUCCUGGAAGAAGAACAACGAGCAGCUCCAGACCGUGACGAGUUUCGGACCCAUGGACGUUCUCGACGUGAACGUUCUGUGAGUGAAAACGCAGCAAGCCGUCCAAACAACCAGCUUGCGCACAAUGAUUCUACAAGAUCGUCCCCCCCAGCCUCUGUCCACCCUUGCCCCCCUCUGACUGCUGUUGAAGAAGAUCAGAACCUUUACAGCGCUAGCGGUGUGUUUUCAUUCAUCCAGUCUACUACACGUCGGGCCUACCAGCAGGUCCUGGAGGUCUUGGAUGAGAACCCCCGAAGCAAACCGUCAUUGCGAGGGGGGUCUGCAUCCACCUCCAACCCCUUGCAGGACCCCAGACUUGCACUAUCAACUCUUGAAGCCUCGCUGGAUGGAUCAGAAGACAUGACUGUGGUAGAUGCUGCAGCUCUGAGGCGUCAGCUCAUCAAGUUGAAUAGAAGACUCCAACAUUUGGAAGAAGAGAACAAGGAGCGAGUGAAGCGGGAGAUGAUCCUGUAUUCAGUCACCGUAGCGUUCUGGCUCAUCAACACCUGGGUGUGGUUGCGUCGCUAAGAAUGUCCCAACACUCUGCCUGCACAGUAAUCCAACCCAUCCUGGUUCUACGUGUGUCACAUUAAGCCUAAAUGCUGCGCUCCGUCCUUGACAGAUGUAAAAAUCUGCUGCAUUCAGGACCCUUUUGUUGUUUAUUGAAUACAUGUACAGUUUUAUUUUAUUUUAUUUUUUACUUGUAUGCCCUUUCUUUGAACCGUCUGUUUUUCUGUCAUGGUUUUAAUUGUAGAGCCACUUGCUGAUUGCUGAGCAUGACUUGUAAAUACGCUGCGUAGGACGAUGCCAUUUGUAGGAAGUUGCACUGAGCUCGACCGGAUGUCUUACUGACGCAUUGUAGCAGGAUAUAUUCUGAUUUGAUCAAAGAACUAUUAAACAUAAGUAAGUAAGAGUCUUUCUUAUUCUAUACCUAGAUUAUUUAUAGAGACAUU
Synchiropus splendidus (mandarinfish) is the source of this 1783-nucleotide messenger RNA. RefSeq names its product mitochondrial fission factor a (gene mffa). Gene Ontology annotation, cellular component: mitochondrial outer membrane; peroxisome. Lineage: Eukaryota; Metazoa; Chordata; Actinopteri; Syngnathiformes; Callionymidae. Bases 408 to 1358 code for a protein of 316 amino acids. Gene Ontology annotation, biological process: positive regulation of mitochondrial fission. The transcript is spliced from 8 exons. The record is from RefSeq and is a predicted model, not a curated record.